AUGGUUAUCUACUUCGAUGUUUUACUCAUCGAUGGGGAAUCUCUGCUUGGUACCAACCAGAACGAGCGCUUCGAGCGAUUGACUGAGUUAAUUAACCGCCGAGAGGGUCAUGCCGAUCUUGUGGAACGCCAAGUCAUUGACCUCAAUGAUAGACUGGGAGCGCAUUAUCUACGACGAGCCUUUGCUGAGUCCAUCACUGCCCGGGAGGAAGGUCUGGUGCUGAAGCCAGAUGAACCCUAUUUCGACUUCAGCGAGAGUCGCCGCUCCUUUGCUGGUUGCCCCACCAAGCUGAAGAAAGAGUACAUCGGAGGAUUUGGCGAUGUGGGCGACUUUGCUGUGGUUGCAGCGCGGUACGAUGCAGACAAGGCAAAGUGCUACGGCAUUCCCAAUCUCAAGUGGACACACUUCUACCUCGGCUGCCUCGAGAACAAGGAGGAUGUAGAGAGGUGUCAGGCCCAACCUGUGUUCACAGUGGUUCACCAGGUGGAACUCAACGAGACCCUCCUCAAAACCGUCUCGACUUACGGAAACCCGAUGCCAGUGUCUUUUGACGACAAUGAUGCCUUGAUCCUUCGUCUUUCACCAGGCGUCGCUCAGCAAAAGAUGCCCACCAUUGUCUUCACCGAGCCGCUGGUCUUCGAUGUCCGCUGUUUCUCAUUCGACAAGGAGGGAAACACCAACUUCUGGCAGCCGAGGUUCCCUCAGGUAUCAAAGGUGCAUUUUGACCGAUCCUUCAUCGACACAAUCUCUUUCUCCGAGUUGCAGGCCGUGGCUGAAGAAGCAACCACGACCCCGGCUAUGGAAGACAGCCAGGAAAUGCUGGACUGGAUUGCUAGACUGGAAAGAGCGGACCCUCGUGGUGUUCCUGUUGAUGCCAUUAGUCAGUCCACUACAGGCUCUCUCAUGACGCCAUCUCGUACUUCUUCCGUCCGACCUUCAACUUCGCCAGCGCCGAAUUUUUCCAUAAGCCCUACCAAACCUCUCCAACGAUUACCAGCAUUGGUAGAAGCCCCAGGGCCAACUCUCAUCACUCCUCCAACUUCGUCAGAUAAGGCUGCAGAUAUAGACUUCAUCGUUGAAGAUAAGACUGCCAGCGAAGCAGCACACUCGCCAAGGGCCAGCAAACGGGGUCCAGAGGGGGUGGACGCGACUCCGCAGAAGCGACCAAGGGUUUCUUCCGAACCUGGCACCGCCGGUCGAGAGUUGCCUGCGCCAACACGUCGACCGCUCGGGGAUAUCAGUGCCAAUCAGACGGCUCUCUCUCCUCAGGCGUCCCAAACACGGCCAGCGACAGCAAAGCACGUCGUGAUGGACCAAAAAGCGGCUAGUCCAGUCAUUCCUGCCUUGCAUGGACCGGGCAAGCCGAUAGCAGGAUCUGCAGCAGGAACACCUGAACCGCGUCGUCAGAGCGUGCCAGACUCCUCGUCCACACGAGUGAAGCCCAAGUGCCAACAUGCAGGCGACAAUUGUCUCUUUGCAGACACGAUGGUCUUACUCGCACCCUGCAUCGCAUACCAACCCUGGGUCACCGAAAAUCUCCUCCCUCUGCACGGCAUCCACGAAUGGGACGCGGAUCCGCAGGACUGGACAGCAUCCUCCGACACAACCGCGUCAUCGUCCCAUUCCAUGAUACCCGCAUCUACCUCAGCGACGAACCGCUCCAAAAAAAAGCGACCCCGAAAGAUCUGUUUCGUCGAACACAACCGCAGAGAAGCAACAAAGACACUGAUGAGACGUCUGGAUAGGAAUCCGGUGUACGCAACGAGUGGCAGGCGCGAGUAUGUUGAGGUGUAUGACUGGCGUCUUUUGGAAGAUGUCACAGCAUUGGAAAAGGUGCUCAAGGGAUCCAAGCCGUCCAAGGAGCAACCGGACCCCAAGAGGAAGUGGUGGGUUGGAUUGGCUUAG
This is a messenger RNA of Colletotrichum fioriniae, 1905 nucleotides long. RefSeq lists its product as uncharacterized. NCBI's taxonomy places the organism in Eukaryota, Fungi, Ascomycota, Sordariomycetes, Glomerellales, Glomerellaceae. Gene Ontology annotation, molecular function: ATP binding; DNA ligase (ATP) activity. Gene Ontology annotation, biological process: lagging strand elongation; DNA repair; DNA recombination. The record is from RefSeq and is a predicted model, not a curated record. Gene Ontology annotation, cellular component: nucleus.